Molecule: messenger RNA, 19626 nt
Organism: Anolis carolinensis (green anole)
Lineage: Eukaryota; Metazoa; Chordata; Lepidosauria; Squamata; Anolidae
Gene: tmem178b
Product: transmembrane protein 178B
Exons: 4
Coding region: 2038-2922 (294 amino acids)
Cellular component (GO): membrane
Source: RefSeq, a predicted model, not a curated record
CAAGUGGUGCCAACCUGCCCUGGCUCUCUGGAUGUGGAGGAAGGAGUGCAGUUUAUCUUUAAGGAGGCGAGGGAAGCAUCAGGGAUGGGGCUCACGUUGCCCGGGUGACAUCACUGCCUUUGGGCUCCGUCUCCGCUUCCCCGCCUGGCUCGGCUUCGGUUUGAGCAAGGCCAGAUCCUUCCCCAGGCGGAGGGAAGGAACCGGAGUCACCCCGAAUUGGGGAGGUGGUUGAUUUCCAAGGAAGCGGGGACUCAACCGGCUGCAGACGCCUUACAAAGAGAGAUUGAGAGAGAGAGAGAGAGAGAGAGAGAGAGAAGAGGGCAGGGCCAUGCCAUCCCUAAGCCUCCCUUUUCGGGGAGCUCGCCUUGCCUUCCUUCCGCCGCGACGUGGGUGAGUUGAUUCCCUUCAAAGGCGGGGGAGAAAGGAGAAAGGAGAAAGGAGAGAGAGGAGAAGCGGAGGAGGGAAGAUCCAUCCAGGUAGCAGCCGAAAGUCGGUCUGGAAACGGCUCUAAUUUGGCUGCGGACGGAGGGAGAACGAGGAAAACGGCUCAAGGAGGAAAGAUAGAUGUAAACAAAGCAAAGGCGAGGAGGAGGAGGAAAGCUUCAGCUCUUGUGUCUGGACGGCUCGGAGGAAGAGGAAAGCGGCUUGGAGGGGAAAAAGACAUGCAAAUGAACCAAAGGCCAAGAGGAGAUAGGCUUGGAUUGUGAGUCGGAAAGUAUAUCUAAGUAUCUAUCUAUCUAAGGUAAAGUAAAGGUAAAGGUUUCCCCCCUGACCUUAAGUCUAGUGGUGUCCGACUCUGGGGGUUGGUGCUCAUCUCCAUGGCUAAGCCGAAGAGCCGGCGUUGUCCGUAGACACCUCCAAGGUCAUGUGGCUGGCAUGACUGCAUGGCGCGCGUCUAUCUAUCUCUACAUGUAAAUAGAUCAAAGGCUAAAAGGAGGCAGAACUCAGCCCCGUCUUGGAAGGUGGAUCGGGCCUGACUUCAGCGCACUCUUGGACUGUGGAAACGGACUGGAAGGACUGUGGGUCGGGAAAACGGACGGGAGGGUCAGAGCUCUAACUAUCCAUCUCUAUCUACAUGUAAAUAAAUCAAAGGCGAGUAGGAGACAGACCUUGGAAGGUGGAUCGGGUUAUUGGACUGUGGAUCGGAAAAACGGACGGGAGGGAAAUAGAUCUAACUAUCCAUCUCAAUCUACAUGUAAAUAAAUCAAAGGCUAACAGGAGACAGACCCUGGAAGGUGGAUCGGGCGUGAUUUCAGAACACGGUUGGGCUGUGCAAACGGACUGGAGGGGGAAAAAAUACAUACCUAUCUGUAUAGAUAGAGAAAGAAAUCAAAGGCGAGGAGGAAACGGGGAUUGAGGAGCCCCUUGCUCGGAAUAGGACCCCUUUGGCCCCUCCCUGCCCCAUUUCCGUCCGCCUGCUCUCCUUCGGCGUGGGAUUCUCUCUCUCUCUCUAUCUCUAGGCUUCCGCCUGGAUAAAUAAACAGAGACCCAGAGUCGGGGAAAGCAGCCUUGAAUCGGGAACGGAGAGAGAAGCAAGAGAAGGAGAAGAAGCCAGGAGACAGAGGAGGAAGAGGAGGGAAAGGAAAGGAAGGAAAGAAAGGAAAGGAAAGACUCCCUCUCGCCCUUCUUCCUUCUUCCUUCCUCUCUCCCAGGCUCCAUCUACCGAGGCCUCCUUCUUGGCUGUGUUUUCCUUGCAGAGGAGAGAAGCGCGAUGUUGGGGCUUUGCUGCAAAGCGGCGGGAGGGCUGCUCGGGCUUUUCAGGGAGAGCUAAGAGGAGGAAGGCUCUGCUUCUGGAGGAGGAGGAAGAAGAGGCUACGACAGGGAAGCAUCCCUUCCUGCACUUGCUUGUGUUUGGCUGCUUUUUUUAAGGAGAGGGGCGUCCAAAUGGCCAGGCGGAAGAAGGAGAGGCGCCUCACCCGCCGCUGAGGCUUUGAGGAUCCUCCAAGCCUGAAGGAAGAAGACCUACACUCGCCUUUUCCUUCCUUCCUUCCCUCCCUCGUGGGAGUCUUAUUAUGCUCCUGGGCCGGCCCUGAAGCCAUGGCUGCGGGCAGGCUGCUCCUGUACGCGGGGCUGGCGCUGGCCCUCUGCGCCCUGGGCAUGCUGGCCGUGGCGGUCUGCUCGGACCACUGGUACGAGACGGACGCCCGCAAGCACCGCGAGCGCUGCAAGAGCCUCACCACCCGCAGGAACGACCCGGGCUUCAUCUACAACUCCAACAACAACCUCCCGCUCCGGGCCAGCCGGCCCAAGCUGGACCGCUGGGAGGGCAAGCUGCUCCUGGCCCGCAACCGGAGGCAGCUCUUCGCCCUCAGCGCCGUGGAUGAGUGCAACCGGCAGUACAACUCCACCAACAUGGGCCUCUGGAGGAAGUGCCACCGCCUCGGCUUCGACCAGGACCUGGAGGAGCUCAUCGCCAAAGGAGCAAUUGAACAGUGUUCGUACAUCAAGUACCACUACUCCUCAGCAACGAUUCCCAAGAAUCUCACCUACAAUAUUACUAAGACCAUCCGUCAGGAUGAAUGGCAUGCCUUGCACCUGCGCAGAAUGACAGCUGGUUUCAUGGGCAUGGCCGUAGCCAUCAUCCUCUUUGGGUGGAUUAUCGGGGUGCUGGGCUGCUGCUGGGACCGAGGCCUUAUGCAGUAUGUGGCAGGACUUCUCUUCCUAAUGGGAGGAACCUUCUGCAUCAUUUCACUGUGCACAUGUGUGGCUGGAAUCAACUUUGAGCUCUCCCGAUACCCACGGUACCUGUACGGACUUCCCGACGACAUCAGCCACGGCUAUGGCUGGUCAAUGUUUUGUGCCUGGGGGGGCCUUGGUCUCACUUUGAUCUCCGGCUUUUUCUGCACCUUGGCUCCCUCUGUACAACCUGUCCCCAGGACCAACUAUCCUAAAUCCAGACCUGAGAAUGGGACAGUAUGCUAAAACAAACCCAAACAAACUUAUAAAUAUACAUAUUAUAAAUAUUAUAUAUAUAUAAAUAUAUAUACAUAAACAUAUUAUAUAUAUAGAUCUCAAACGGAUGCCAGUGCCAAGGUAGAGUGGAGUCUAAUAUGGCGCCUACAUCUUCUCUACAGACUUCGUAUCGCUCUUGCUCUUUCUCCUGGAGGUGGAAAUAACUUCUCUUCAACAUCGCGCUUCCAUCUAGGUCUUUCAAAAACAAAGUCUCCAGCAUCCCAGUUUAAAGUCAAGUGACCAUAUUGUUGCAUCUGUCUACUGCCAGUUGUCAGGGGGUGUGGUAGGGAUGGGGAGGGAAAGGGGAUGUUUUUUGGGGGGUGGUACUGAGUCUGUACAGGAAAUUUGAAACAAAAGCGCAACUUUGUCUGCUCCAAAUUGGGGAAAUACAAACUGAAAAUAAACGAAAACAUUCAAGUUACCUCUCUAAACGCAAUCUCUUCAAGCCAUCUUCAGAACCCCCCUUCCUUCACACUUUCUACUUUUAAAAAAUCACAAAUCCUGCCUGGUUUUCCCCCUCUCUCUUGAGUUACCAACGAAAGGGAAUGAAAUAGAACUUUAAGAAAGGUUUUCCCUUCCAUUGCUAAACUUAAGGGAGGGGAUCAAGAAUCCCAUAGAAUAAAACUGCAAAUGAAGAUGCUUCGAUGGAUCCUGUUUCCAACUUCCACCUGCCUUACAUCUAGGCUGACCAUGGAGGCUGAACUGCUGGCAGAAACCAAAUGCUGUGAUACAUGUGUGUAUAACUCCCUUUUCCCCACCUUUCCCCACCUUUAUUACAGAAAGAAAAUCCGUUCAAACAUGGCUGUGUGAUCACCAACCAAGCCAUACUCACCACAAUAGUGACUGAAGGCAUCAAGAAGGAAAAUGUCUGUUGUGAGAUUGCAACUCUCAUAAACCAGAUUUUGUUCUUCAUCUGUGUGUGUCCGUCCGUGUCCCAUGGAUCACCAGAAAAUGCCAUGUGUUGCAUGAAAGGAGGUGGCCCUUGUGGUUGGUUGGCCUUAGUUGGGUGCCUGUGCAGGAAGAGCUUGAGUGGAUUGUUUUGUCAUUGUUAUUGUUGUUGCUGCUACUUUUUGUUAAUUAUAGACAACUGGGUUAAAAGCCAUUGUGGAAGGAGAGAUAAAAUCUGGCUUAAGUGUUGCUAAUAAGAGAUUUUUUAAAAUGUAGUGCCUCUUGUUAUGUCUGUAUACACCAAAAUAUGAUGUCUCAUAUUUGUGUUUGGGAGAAAAGGCCUUUCUCACAUACAUAGAGCUGUAAGGGCCAGAGGCAAAAUGGGAAAACCCAUUUUGCAAAGUUUUUGUGACAUGGUUGUGACUCUAUAGCUUUUUCUCCCUUCUUCCUUCCCUCUUCUGCUUCUUCCUUCUGUUUCUCCCUCUUCUUGUUUCUUUACUCCUUCCCCAGUUUUUACUGUAUUUGAUCCACUCUACUAGCAUUCAUGCCAAAGGCAAAUGAUAAGAUAACAUUUUUUCCAAAUAUUUGGAGCUAAAUCCCUAACAUACCAAUUUAGUGGUCGUGUCACGUUUCCCAAAUUUUCUAAGUAGGUUGAUGAAUUGCAUGGUGCACAAUUUGUGGGAUUUUCCAUUUCAGAAUCUGAGAUUUUUAUAUUUUUUCAUUAAAAGCAUAAUUUUGGAGUUCUGUCAAAAUUUGCCACUUUCAUGUAAUUUAUUUUUUACAAUAAUAACCAGUUCCUCUCCCUCCCAAAGAAAUGCUUAUCCUUCGCUUUCAAGCUUCCAAUUCACCAAUUUGUCCUAAUACAAAGCUUGUUCAGCAACAAGUGGUUACAGAAAAUUAGUCAUAAAAGUGGGAUGUAGGGAGCAAAACCCACUGCCUAAAUUUAGAAUGUGUAUACUGCAAUCUCACGGGUGCUUCAGAUCUUUAUCUUUCCCAUUCUGCAAAUCAUCAUAUGCAUUUUAUUCAGUAUUUGAUAUUCAAUUCAUUUACUAGCAGAUAAUAUCAAAGAUGCAUGGGGUUCCUUAUCUUGGAUCAGCUGUUGCUCAAUAAAGUGGGUUCGGGGUUAGAGUCCAAGAGACAGUACAAUAUGUCCCCAGUAUCCUUGGAACCAGUAUCUGUAUUAAAUCACAUUUAUUCACAUUUCUAAGCAUUUUCUAGGUCCUGCAGCAUGACUCUAUGGUAUUUUUGGCUGGAAGUCCUUCAUUUCAAUAGGGUUUAGGAUCAUCCAUAGUUUCACGUAUCUAUGUGAAGUCUGUGGACGUAACCCUUGCAGAUACAGGGAUUGUAUUCUAUUUAGUAAAGUAUAUUUAACAAGCUAAGUGAUGUUGAAUUCCAACCCAUCUUUUUAGCAUCCCAAUAUGUGUCUCUUUUCUCUUUGUGAGUUGUAUUGGAUGUUCUCCAGUUUUUGCUCUUUCUUUUGUUGUUUACCUGAGGCAGCAACAUGUCUCUUUGCAGAUCCUUCAAAAGAAAAGAAAGGAAAACAGUGGAAACUGCUUGGCAAUACUUUUACAUAAUUUGGCUACAUCAUUUCCCAUUUGUCAGAAGGUCUCAUCCAGCAAGAAUAUAACUACACUACAGAGUAAUGCAAAGCAGGUUUCAUCUGGCUCACAGCAUAAAGCUGCACUUCCAUCAGACAGAUGUUGUGUGGUAGUGGAAGGUGCAGAGGGAAAAGGUUGAAAUCCUCCACAACAAGAUGUUAGAUUUAGAACGUCUUCUGUUUGGAUGAGCUGAAUUAUUUAUAGCUCCUGGGAGUCGGAAAGAAACUUAAACACCUAAUUUGAACCAUUACUAUUUUUACAGUGCAAUUUCCAACACUUCGGUGUCUUUCUUCAUGGAUUUGUCAUUUAAUCUUCCACAAUAUUUUUGCUGCCUCUUCUGAUAUGAAAGACUAAAAACCAGGGGAUUUUCUUUACUAUUUCUCCUCUCUUUAGUGAUUUCAGUUAUGCCAUUAUAAAGUGUAAUAUGGGAUUUAUCAUAUUGGGACUUAGAUACAGAGUAACUUUUCUAACCUGUAGUUCCAAUCUCUGAAACAUGCAUAUGUGCAUAUACACAGACACACAAGUAUACACACACAGCUUAAGGUAGAAUGAUAUUCGAUUUCAACAUUCACAUGACACUGUAAAAUCCAGUAUUUGCAAAGCUUUUCUUGAAUGAGUCAGACAUGUUUUUGAGAAGGCAAAAAUAUAUUUAAUUCUAUCUAGUGAAAUCAAUGUAUAUUUGCCUAACUACACCUGCACAUUAAGAACAUCCUAUUUACAUCUAUUUAUGAAAGUAGUUUUUUGUCAGUUGGUGUGAAUCUGACCUUUUCAUUUAAUAUUCAUAAAUGUAAUAAACUUCAUGGAGUUUAUUUAUGACUAGCUUUAGUCAUUUUGUUACGGCAGAUUGAAAAGAAAAACAUCGCCCACACACCACCCAUUCUGAGUUUUUGGUUGUUUUGUCAUCAUCGUCAUCACCAUCAUUAGCAGCCAUCAUCAUUAGCAAGAGCAGUACUUUGCCCAUCCACCUUCAAACAAGAUGCACAACAUAGCUAAACCUCCACAUGCUCAUGAUAAUCCAUAAGCAUACCUAAAAUAAAUUUAACAUAAAAUUGUUAAGAUCAAACACCUCUAGCUUUUUAACCUGAUAUGGAUCCCUCUUUUUACUCCUUUUUUAUUCUCCUUUUUUCAGUCUUUUAAAUGCACAUGGGCUCCAUCUGCCUCCAGUAGGAUAGCCCUAAAUAUGAAAGGAUGGAGCUCAUCUUGACAGUAUGUAAACAAACCGUGCCAACUGUCAGCAAUGCAUAAGAGACCUUGGAAACAUUACUCUUUCAGCACUGGAAUAUCCAGACUCCCCAUGCCAUGUUGCUAUGAUCUACUGUAGUCCAAAAAUGUAUAAUAAUAUUUCCAAGAUCAGCAUAGGAAAGUAACUAAACUCAGUUACCUGCCAGUAAGUUCCCUUAAACCCAGUGGUGCAUAUUUCUGACUGCAAAAAAAAUCCACUUAUGAAAGACACCAAGCUUUAACAAAAGCCAGCUGAAUACAACCUUUAGCGUUUAAUGAAAAAGGCAAAGAAUCCUGCAAAGGAAGACUAGUUUUAAACUGAGGGAAUAAAAUAAGAGAGCUCCAUCAAAAAGUGUGUGUGUGGGGGGGGGGGGGGGUCUACAGUCUGGUCUGCUUGAUUGUGAUUUCAUUCUUUAACUUCCUUGGAGCAAAUCUGUCACAGUGUUGGAAGAAUGAAACUUGAAACCCUUGUUAUCAUCUCAUUUACAGGCUGGUGAGAGAGAAUCUCAGCAUUUCCCAUUUAGAUUUACAGUGGUGGCCACUGACUCAUGUAACUUUCAAACCCAGACUUUCGAUAGUAAUUCAAACCUGGGUUUUAGUCUGAAUCUGAGAUGUAGAUAAAAUAGGGUUAGCGCCUCGAAUAUCUCCUUUAAAGGUGAACUAAUUCUUGGAGUGGAUUCACUGUCCAACUGGCACAGGAACCACCAGCCACCAUAUGUCACACCUCUCCUUUCCCCAUUUACCGAACUAGGUUUGGGGCUCUCUGCUUUGGUUCUGUAUAGCUUCUACCCUUCCUGCAUUCCCUGCAAAGCAUCAGCAACAAAAUGCAAAUCUCCUUUCAUGGACUGCUGACUGUACCUAGAAUGUAUUGUAGCUAGUGUUAUGUUCUGUUAAGGACAGCUGUGAUAAGCCUAGGGUAAUGCAAUGGCAAAACCAUUCUACGACUCUGUGUGUGUUUGUGUGUACAUAGAUGUAUAUAUAUAUAUUUUUGAAUAAUGGGUUUUGUAGAUUGCGAGAAUCGCUUGAAAAUGAUACACAGGAGGCUUGACAGACUGUGAGAUUUGACAAAUAUGGUUUGUAAUUAACCUUUGAAGUCAUCAUUGGGUAAAUAUAGUGUAUGUCAAAACUGCCACUCCAACUGACUUAUGGAGGGUGAUAAGUGAGGUGGAAGUAAAGGAGUAUCCAGGUGAUGAACCAUUCAUUCUGUUACAAACCUGGCAUUUUCUCACAACUAUGAACUAGAGAGUCACUUGAAGGUUUCCACCCUAAAGCCAUAUAUUCACUUUUAUCAGCUAGUCUAUCUCUUGUGACCUUACUUAGGGUCUUGACCAUUAUAUUUGAAUUUCCCAGUCCUUUUCACAGCACUUGUUUCUCCGUUUUCCCUGGAUAACUCAGAAGCCAAGUUAGGUAUGCGAUAUAGAUAUGUCCUCUUCCUUCCAAACUUUGGAAAUGUUAUCUUUUAGAUGCUGGAAAUCAUAGUCUAAAAUUAACUUUUCCAGAUUAUGCCUCCUUUUCUGCUCCUAUUAAUUCUAUAUGUUAUGUGCUUCUUUUUCAAAUAAUUUUCAUGUGGGGAGAUAUUUGGGGUUGCACUUUUAAGGCAGAUCAGCCCUAUCCAAACUAUCCUGGAUUGUAACAUCCCUUAUUCCUAGACAGCCCUCCUGACACCCAAGAUGAAAUGAUAAUCACUUUCCCCACAAUUUGACAGAAUGAGAUAAAUGGCUACAUGAUGAGUCAGUUCAGUGGCCCAUAUUGUAAAUUACUGUUUGGGAAACACUACUCCAUCCCUGUUCAACUUUUUCAAAAUACAACAUCCACUAAUGAAUUUGGGAAUUCAUGUCUUCUCUUCUGCAUUAGCCUCCCAACUCAAUACCCCCCAGAUGAUUUACUCGAUGACCAAAUCUAAUUGUUAAUCUCAUCUAGAGUAGGUCUAUUGGCAUUUAUCUCUGUGUUGACUCAUAGUUGUGGCCAACCAAUAGGAUUCAUGCCUGUCACCUUCCUAUCCUAUUCACCACGGCCAUACUAAGCUGGAUGCUAGGGAUUACAGUCCAAAAUAUCUGUCCAAUGCUAGAUUGUGGGAGCCUGCCUAUAUCAACCAGUAAAGUGCUUUCUAAGCUAAAAGAUGGGCAAGUUGUGGGCUUCUAGUUUUGGCUGGACUGCAGUGAUUGAUGUAACUCCUUACCUUUAGGUGUUCUUACAGAUGGAAGUUGCAGUCCAAAAACAUCUAAAAGGCUAGACACUCCCCACUUUUGCUUUAGAUCAAAUACUUAGCUUUUCACUGUGUGACUGGAAUGUUACUACACAUCACGGACCAGACUGUUUUGGUUGUGUGUGUCUGUUGGCUAGGCAUAUUUGAAUGAAGAUAACAGUUUCUCCGGACUAAGUGACAUGGACAGAUGAUUUAUCAUUUGAAAAUUGCCUGAAUGAUGAUGUGUGCACUGAAGCCUUUGAGCAACACCACUUGCCCUGAAUGCCAAUUUCAUAGGGCAUGACUCUGGUGAUAGCUGGGUUUUUAAAAAAGAAAAUCCAGUUUUAUUCCAUAUGUGACUGAUUAAUACUGACUGAUCAAUUAAUAACUUCAGCAGCAAGCCUAAUCUAGGCAUACAAACAAUGGCUUAGAUCUGCAUUGUCAUUAUUUCUAGGAAGAUGGAUCUCAAUAAUUGUAGUUACAACUGAUGAUGCAUCCCAGAAACCUGCCUUCACAGCUUGAUAGUAGCCUGACUGAAACACUUUAGGGGUGCUGGAGAUUGGGGCACUGGGAAAUGAUGCCCAUGGUGUUCUUCCAGUCAUGGAGUGUCUCAUGAACAGGCAACUGGAGAGACCUUUUGAGGUCCUGCUACAGCUGCUUGUUGCAAUGCACCCAGCCUUCUGAUAUCUAGGACCUCCAGGUUUCAAAGGUGGUAUUUUGUGACAUUCAGUCAUUCAUAAUUGCAGACAUAAAUCCCCAGACAUUAGAACCAAGUCCUAUAUAGGAGUGGCUCAGGGAUCUAGGGAAAAAGAAGGCAGAGAGGACAUGUGAUAAUAAUGUUUAAAUACUUGAAAGCAUAUCACAUUUGAAGAGGGACAAGCUUGCUUACUGCAACUCUAGAGACUAAGGACAAGGAGCAAUGGAUUCAAAUUGUAGGAAAAGAGAUUCCACCUAGAUAUUAGAAAGAAUGGAUGAUAGCUGUUUGGCCAAGGAAUAUGAGUGUUGUGGAGUCUCCUUCUCUGGAAGUUUUAAAUCAGAAGCUGGGUUGUCAUCUGUUGAAAGUGUUUUGGUUGUGUUUUCCUACAUGGCAAGGGAUUGGACUGGUUGGCCAUUGUGGUCUCUUCCAUCUCUGUGAUUCUGGGAUAUCAUACAUAUAGCUUAUUAUAGUGUAAGUGCUCAAGAGGAUGCCAUCCAGCAAUAGCAAAUGUCCCCAUACCACAUCCCACUACUCUCCACUUCCUGACCCUUAAGCAUUGAAAGAAUACUCUUUAGAGUACAGCUUCCAGAAAUUCAUAAGCAGCAUAGCUAUGGCUUUGAUGCAAACUUUUUAAAAAUCCAGCUUUAUUCCUCAUGCUACUUGAAUAACUUGCAGACAGUUCAGGAAAAAAAUGUGCUGAACUGAAUCCAAUAGAGGCUAGAGGCCACAUAAAGAGUGUCUGAGGGUAAAAUGAACUUCUGCAGAAGGAGAAAAAAAUUGCCAGCAGGUGAUAAUGAUCUGAGAUGGGUCUAUAUUAAGAAAGUAAUUUUCAAGCCUUUAAUAAGAACAGCGUUUACAGGAGGCAUGUGACAGUGGUAAACUAAAUUCCUGGAAUUAAUGUGCAGGUUGAAGCAGUCCAAAGACAUAAUGCAAGUUAGUGGCACAGGAAGGGUGGGAUACAGUUGGGCACCUGAGUGACAGCCACCUUUGAGACCAGUAAGCAAAGAAACAAACCAGGCUGUUUUGUUGCUCAGAUAGGCUAGAAGUUCUUAUUGUGGUCUGAACUGGUUGCAUGACCUGAUCUCCAGCUUUUUUGAUUUGAGGGUAGCUUUGGCUUAUGACCUUAUUUUUUCUUUCUUGUGGAAGUAUCACAGUUAAGCCUCACGUUGAGGAGAACUUGCACACUUGAAUCCUGAUGGAAAACAAUCCACAACUCCUACAGCAAAGCAUCAGAAGAAUAUAUGCCUCUCAACACCUUGUAUAGGCAUUGCAGGUUGGCCAUCCCUUAUCUGGAAUUCCAAAAUCCAAAAUGGGUGGCUGAGAUAGGGACGCCUUUAUUUUAGUGUACACAAACAUGCACAAAAUUAUUACAAAUAUUGUAUGCCAUUGCCUUCAAGCUAAGAUGUAUAUGAAACAUAAAUGAGUUUUAUGUUUGGACUUGGGUCCAAAAUAUUUCAUUAUGUAUGUACAUGCAAAUACAGAGAUUCCAAAAUCCGCCCCCUCCCCAACAUUCUGAAAUCCAAAUCUUCUGGUCCCAAGCAUUUUGGAUAUGGGCUAUUCAACCUGUAUUCUCAUUCUCUCUCUCGCUCUCUCAGUCUUUCUCUCUCUCUCACACACACACACAUUUCCACCCGCAAAAAUGCACACCAAAAAGCACAUAGAAACACAACUAGAUUAUAUGUUUUUUUGCAUUGUGAAUGAUGUGGGAGGAGAAAUCUUGCAGGUAAUGUGUUUGGUACACUAAUGGAACUGGGUAUUAUGAUUCCAUAUGUUUUUUUCCCAGUAUGUAUAAGAAGGUUGCUGUACCUACUUAUGCAUUUUCCCCCAGGAAGCACAACAACAACAAUAUGGUACUCAGGUAUACGUCUACUGGCCACCAUCCCAUUUGAGGGUGUAAGGCAAGCUCCCACCUUCAUUGCCCUCCUGGACUAUGCAUAACUCCAUCGUCAUCGCUUUAUGUUCUGCUAACGUACAAAAGUACCUUGAUUGCUCUCUCAUCUACAUGAGUUAUUUUAUCCAGGUUUGGCCCAGUCACAGCUUCACCUAGUACAGACAGGCUGCAUCUUUCAUGCUUAGUAAAGAGGGCUCAUGCCUCAAGCCUGGAAUAGUUAACAGGAUAUAAUGCCCAAACUAGUCAUGCUGGAAGGUAUAAUUCAAAAAGUAGUUGUCCCUUGUUCCAGUCAUGUCUGACCCACAUGAAUUAGAUGCACCAUAGAAGAUGGACUAUCCCUGAAAAUAUUCCUAAAUAGAUUUACCCAAAAAUUUGAGUGACAAUGAAUCCCAGUUCGUUUUCAAAAUAUUUCGUCUUUCCUCAUAUUUCUCCCUUCCCUUUUCUCCUGCACUGUGCUCUCUCUCUCUCUUCCCCUCUCCCCUCCCCUUGUUUCUUUCUCAUGAAAAUGUUUUAUAUAAAUAGAAAUGCUUCAAUUCCAUCAAAUCCAUUUUCAUAUCAGCGCCUUCCAUGUGUGACUGUUUUGGGAUCCAGAUGCCUGUAAAAAAUGUACAAACUUAAAAUUGUGAACUGGAGGGGGGAGAUUCAAUUGUCAUCUGUUUGGGUUUUUUUUCCUAUGGAAUUUUCCAAGACAGCCAUGAUGUUGCCUCCCUGGUCCUCCCCCCAAUUCUCAGAGGGGCAAAGGGGAUGGAAAGCAUCAAAGCCUCUAUCGUCCUAUAAUUGUAGACGUCACCAGCUCUCAAGCGAAACUGUUUGCAUGUAUUGCUGUCAAAAGAUGAAAAAAAAAAUAGAAAAAAGAAAAAAAAAUCCUGUCUGAAAGGCUUGUAAGGUCUCUGUGUCAUAAUAAAGUCAAUGUCAUAAAAAUUUAUUGGGGAGAAAGUGAGGAGAGGUGAAGUGGUUCUUUCCAACAAAUUAUUUUACUAUCCUGUUCCAAGCAGUGCCUCCAAGCAUCUGCACUGGAUGGAGUUAUCCUUUAUCAGCUGCAUUGACCUUGGCCAGGAUGUAUGCUUGCCAAAAGGGUUCUGUCCUGGUUUAUCUUUCUGGCAAGUGACCUUAUGAUACCACCUGACUAAGCUGUAUAUAUUUUUAACAUGGUUUGAUUCUCCUCUCCUUGGCACAGUCCAGUAGUUAUAUCCAACUGAAUACUAAACUCUUAUAAUCUAGGAACGGCCUGUUAAUUGUAUCCCUUUUUCUCAUGCCCCACAGCUUAGACUACAAACCAGAUUCAUCCACAAUGAAAGAUUCUGGGUGCUAUAGUCCAACAAAGUAAAUUUUCCAAGCUCUUUGCCAUGUUACUGCUGAACUGCAUAAACGCAUAAGCCAUGAAACGAAAAGGCACAUGGAAAGAAUCCUUGCAAAAGUCACUCAUGGUUUGGUUUUCUUCUUCCUAUGUGAUUUUGGAUUUUCUGCAUGUCUAGACUUACAGAGGAACCAUAACCAUACUAUUUCCAAACCCAAGAGUGUCUUCUGAACCCCACUGAAAUCAAUAGGACAUAAGGCCUGAUUUGGUAAUCUUAUCCUUGUUAAUCUUAUCCCCUUUUCUCAUGCCCCACAGCUUGGAAAGGUUCCUUUGUUGGACUACAAACCACUUCAUCCACAAUGAAAGAUUCUGGGUGCUAUAGUCCAACAAAGUAAAUUUUCCAAGCUCUUUGCCAUGUUACUGCUGAACUGCAUAAAUGCAUAAGCCAUGAAAGGAAGAGCCACAUGGAAAGAAUCCUACAAACGUCAUUCCACAGUUUGGUUUUUUUCUUCCUAUGUGAUUUUGGAUUUUCUGUAUGUCUAGACUUACAGGGGAGCCAUAAUCAUACUGUUUCCAAACCCAAGAGUGUUUUCUGAACCCCACUGAAAUCAAUAGGGCAUAAGGCCUGGUUUGUAUAAUUGGCAAAAUCUAACGGUUCAACCCCUGGACUGUGCCUCUUCACAGGUUUCCAUCUUUAAAUGCUUCUUCUAAUGGGGAAAAUUCUCCCUUACAUUUAGAAACAUAUGAAUAAAAAGCCUCCCCCUACCCGAUACUAUCAUUUUCUGUUACUUGAGAGUUUGUGUGAUAUAUGUUCAUACAUAUUCUGCAGACUGGUGUGAUACAGCAUCAAUAGAAGUAUUCUAAUUUUGGUAUUCAAUUUCAUGGUUUACAACUAAACAUGACCCCCCCCCCCCCCGCCGCCAACCUAAAUUGGUUAGCAAAGUCAUGCCUCAAAGAAAGAGUUUAUGAGGAAAUGCAGACUGGGGUACUGGGAAAUGCUCCUAGAGUUGGGGUUUAUUGAGAGAAACAGUUGAGACAGAACUUCCAGGGGUCCCAGCUGCAUGUUCUCAACACAAUGUGUAAGUGAGGAGCAAUGCAGAUGUCAGUGCCCAGCACCCUGAUCUCCAGGAACCCUUUGGUUGUGGAGCAACCUCAAUGAAAAUAUAGGUUUUUGGAGGGCUUUCACAGUUAGACAUAAUCAGAGCUCCAUCAUCAUGUUGACAUCUGGCAAUGAUUGGAUCUUGGGCCUUUUUUAAAGAUAGGUCACCUUUUAUUAUUGAUGUGGAAUUUGUGAUGUUGAAUUCAAAAUUUGAUGUAGAUUUAUGGAACAUUACUGCCAAGAGAUAAUCAAACUGCACAAUUAUACAUCUAAACAGAUCACCCUUAAAUUUAAACAUAGAGAGCGAGAUUGAGAUAUUAUAUUACAGUAGAGCCUCAUUAUCCAAGCUAAACGGGCCGGCAGAAGAUUGGAUAAGUGAAUAUCUUGGAUAAUAAGGAGGGAUUAAGGAAAAGCCUAUUAAACAUCAAAUUAGGUUAUGAUUUUACAAAUUAAGCACCAAAACAUCAUGUUACACAACAAAUUUGACAGAAAAAGUAGUUCAAUAUGCAGUAAUGUUAUGUUGUAAUUACUGUAUUUACGAAUUUAGCACCAAAAUAUCACGAUAUAUUGAAAACAUUGACUACAAAAAUGGCUUGGAUAAUCCAGAAGCUUGGAUAAGCAAGGCUUGGAUAAGUGAGACUCUACUGUAUAUUAUAAAAGAGAGAGACAGACCCCUGUAUCCACAGGAGACACAUUCCCAGUUGAAUUGUGGUAUAUGAAGCUAUGGAUAUGACUGAACACCAAUGAAUUACCCCACUUCGAAUCCAAGCAUACCAUAGAAUUGUGUUGGAGGAUCAAGAGAUUCCCAGAGAACUAUUUGCAUAGGAAUUUGCUCCCCAGAAGCAACUUUAUGGUAGUUUCCUUGGAAAGUAUACUAUGGCAAAGACCUAGCAAAUUCUUAGAGAGACCCUGGACAUGGGUAAGUGAACCCAUGAAGAUGACUCUUGCAGUUACAGGGUUUCAUGCUGUAUAUAAAACAUGGCAUAACUCAGGCAGGAACUACAGAUAAUGAUGUGGUUCCUCUGAUUAGGAAUUUGUUCCAUUAUAUGAAUUUCACCAUAUUGCAAUCAGUCAUGUAUGCCCUCCAAUUAAUAAGUUGAUGGAAAACAAUGUGAAGAUUAUAAAAUUAACGAUGCCUAAUUCCAACAAUGCAGAAAUACUCAUAUAUAUCAGUUUCUGAACAAAUUAUAUUAUUACUGCUUUUAAAAACAGAGCCAAUCACCUGCUUUUCAGCAAAAGAGAUCUGUACAAUAGCAAUGUUGCCUAUCUUAACUUCAGUGAACACAUUAAAGUGAAUUAAGGUCAUACCAGGUGACUUUUAGAAAGAAAAGGUAUCAUGAUGCAGCUGCUAAGCCAAAAAUUAACACCAUAAGUGAAUGCUCUUCAUCAUAUAUAGCAGUUCUUUACUUUCUUUAGAUUUCUCUCUCUCUCGCUGGAUCUUACUCAUUCUUUCAAAAAAUCAAAGCAGCUUACCAAGAAUAAACUGAUAACACAGCAAUUUGGUUAUGUAAAAUACAACGUUCAGUACAGAAUUUAAAAGCAGCAACAGCAAUAACAGCAGCAACCAAUUACAAUAUUCUGAAAACAUCCUGUUUGUCUAAGGUCUUUUUAUAACACUUUGAUACCACCUUAAUUGCUGUGACUGUAUUUCACAGAAUCCUGGGAUUUGGAGUUUAGCGAAGAACUGGUAAAGAAUUCCAAAUACUUCAUGAAAUUACAAAUCCCAGGAUUCCACGGGAUAUAGUGAUGGUAGUUAAACUGGUGUCAACAUGAUAUAAUUGUAUGGUGUGGAAGAGACAUAAAAAAGCAAGCAGAACCAGAACCAGCUAUAGCUCCCUUGGGAGGUAUUCCAGUUCCUGGGUGACACUGCCAAAAAUUCCAAUGUAUGGAAGUCAUUUCCAGCACAUUGUAUAGUGGAUCCACAGAAACUGAGCACAACUCUGAAGCUGUUGUGGGGGGAAGUGGAUCUUCUCAUCAUAUUAAUUGUAAAUUACAUUUAAGAGAAAACAAAGGAAUGGCAUCAGUCACUUGAAGAAAAUGGGAAAUCAGACAGUUACUGAAAGUUGGUGGAACUUAACCUUUUCCUUAGGCUUUGGUUCUUAUGUUUGAAAAUUACUUGCAUUAACAAUGCAGUCAUUGACUUAUGUAACUUGGACCAAGAUCCUUCAUGGGGAGAUGGAGUGUAAAUUACCACCACCAUGGGAUUUUGCUUUGUCUCCCCUCUCCCCUCCUCUAAUACUAGACCUUUCUUUUCCCUGUUAGAACACACAGGACCAGGACAGUCCAGGGGUAUCUGAGAAACAUCUGGCUAUGUCCCUGUAGUCCAAUAGUGGAUAAAGUGCUGCCCAUGGGCCACACGUGGCCACCAGGUGCCCCUAGGGUACAAAUGUUUCCAAAUGCUCUCUAGAGAGUGUAGAGGGAAUUUCUACCCUGAAAUAUCCAAAAAAAUCAAACAAUCUUUUGCAAAAUAAAUUCAAAAUAAAAUUUUCCUCAAAAUUAUAAAGGUCCUCAAACUAAGGCCAUUGGGUCAGAUCUAGCCCACCAAUGCCUUUCCCUCGGCCCCUGCUAUGAACUUUAGACACACCACUACUACUACCACCAUUUGUGCCCUGCCACUAUUACCACCCUCCUCUUGCUCCUUAACUCUCCAUUCUUUUCCUCUCCUAUCUCCUGCCAAAAUGGCAAGCUCCUCUGUACCCCUUCUUGCUCCUUAACUCUCUUUUGCUUUGCUUUGCUUUCCUCUCUAUCUGUUCCCAAAACAGAAGGAAUUCUUUCCACUCCCUUCUUGCUCCUUUGAGGUAGGUAGGAAAAAGUGUGAGGAGGGGUUCAGAAACCGUGGUGUAGUGGUUUCAACUUCAGACUGUGACUCUAACCCCACUGGGUGCCUUUAGGCAAAUCAUACUUUCUCAACCUCAGAUGAAGACAAAGGCAAAUCCUCUUUGAAUAAAUCUUGACAAACAAGCUCUGUGGUAGGGUUGUCUUAGGGUUAUCCAAAGUUUGAAAUGACCUGAAGCAAACUAUAGUUGUAAUUCCAUUUAUGAAGAUACAAUGCUCCAAUUGGAUUCUAGCUGAGUGGAGCUAAAAUAACAUUAACAUUUAUCAUCUGCACGUGGAACUGAACAGUAUACGUUAGAAGCCAUUCAUGAAUAUACAAUGUCCAAGAUCCUGUAUGGCACAGAUGAGUGUAAUAGGUCUAGUUGCUGAGCUGUGCCACACCUGUCCUCUCAAUACCCCUGUCUGGCACAAUGUUUAGCUGCUGCCAGGCCCCCAAAACAUUAUGUGUCUGGCAGAGAAUGGGGAUGAUUGGAGAAGUAUCAGGCUAUGCCUCCAUAGCCAGAAACAGAAUGAUAACAUUGCCCACUGAGACAUGCCAGGGUUCUCCAGAGGUCUCAGCAGAUGAUGUAAUCAUUUGACGUCCGGUUGUGGAACCAGAGCCUUCUCUGAUUUCCUCCUUGCACUUUCCAACAGCCAUGGAAGGGCUGUGCAAGGAGAAGGAGGCAGAAAUCUGCAGCAGCUAAAUGGUGAGUCCCAGAGAGAUGCUUUGUUCAUUGCAGAGGAAAGAAAACACCCACCUCCACAAUGACCAAAAAAAGACGCACAUAAAGCAGACUUACGCCUUCGCAUAUCACAGCAUGCCAGCCAAUACAUGUAUCAUCUAACUGUAUGCUAUGGAAAUUUUUAUUGUGAAAAGAGAUAUUUCCUAUUCUGUAAAACUGCUCGAGAACUACUGUUUUGUUGUUGUUGCUGUUCCUUCAGAAGCCUGGUCUUUAUGUCCCCUCUCAGUUUCAGGCAUACUCCUUCACAUCUCUUUCUGAUUCUGACAUGAUGACAUAAGACACACAUGUACUUUAGAGAAGAGCCCACAUCUUGGAAGAUGUCUUGUAUAUGAAUCAGUGACCUAGUAAAUACAAAGAGCUGGUCAUGUGGCAAAACUGCAACUGUUCUUGCAUUGUAUCAUUUUGGAACAGAAAUAGGAGCAUGUAGGAUCAAAUAUUUUCUGACUAAAAUAACCAUCUCUCUGAAUAUAUUUAUCAGGUAAUAGGUUAACCUGGGUAUGACAUUUACCUGUGAAAGCAGUUCUUAUUAUUAUUUCUUGUCUUUCCAAUCUCUUCAGUACAGUUGGUGACUAAAGAAUUAUGAAACUAUGACACAUCUGUAGCUUCAGUGAUCAUAGAAGGGAUGUUUUUAGACUCAAAGGUCAGCCCAUGGCAUCAGAAUGAGACCCAAUAUGGUAGAUUUCAAGUCACUUGUAUUGUUUCCCAGAUAUUGUUGGAAAGCAAUACCAGUAACCAUAGCCAGUUAAUAGCAAAGGAUGUUGGAACACAUCUGGAGGGCCGGAUAAGUCCCCAACCCCAUCCUUUUAUACAACUUAGGCUCUUUCUAAACCAGGAUUUAUUUCACGCUGCUAGCAUUAGCCAUAUUUACAUGUCACCUGCAUCUCCAGGCACUCAACAUUUAGUUGCUGUAUAGCCAUAGACAGAAAAAAGGUUUGAAUAUCUUGUUGAGGACUCAUCUUUGAGUGAUGGAGAGGCAAGGGCGCAAUACUUGAUAAACUUUUGUAAUUGUGUUUGCAACUUUAAAGAGCUUCCUUUUUAAAAAGAAUAAAAUGAGCCACUUCAUUUAUACUGAAUCCAGAGCAUUUACAAUCUCUCAACAUCCCACAUACCCUAUAGUAUCACUGUAGGACGGGCUUGCAAAACUCUUGCUGCAACCUUAAAUCUCUACAAAAAAAACACAAGACAGAUAAAAACAAAUACUGCAGAGUUCAUUAUAAAAAAUAGAGGCUUCAAUUCCCUCCUAAAACCAUACAUUAAAAUGAUAUUACUGGUUUUAGAGUGGAAAGAGUCAAAUUCAUAUCCCUGGUAAAAACAUUUCCUCUCCCUUUCAGCUCUCCCACAUUCUAUAAAAUUGAUAAAUACAGCUCCUUUCGGAUUUCUUCAUCCACUGGGCUCAACCAUUAGUGAUUUUUUUUUAUACAUAGGGGUUGCAUUACUGUAGAUAUUUAAGAUCUUUUAUGUAUCAUGCCUUCUUUCAUUUUAUUGUCCAUAGCAGAAGUCAGAGUAAUCAGCCAGAUUGAAUACAAUGGGUUAGACACGGAUGAGGAUGGAAUGUCAGGCAACGUUUUUGGCUUCAGGCCACUCAUGAAAUGCAAGUAGCCCAAAUGGCUUUUGGUGCUAAAUAAUAAUCCAAUAAUGAUUGUGUGUGUUAUGAUUCUCGUCCAGAUAUGAUGUGAAUAAAUGUGUUGUUUGAACUUUUUACAGCUCCAUCUUAUCACUUCUCCUUCUUCACAUUAGCCCAUCAUAGGAAAGGUGAGCAAAGAUCGUUGUAUGCAUCAAAAAUCAAAAUGUUCCUCUGUUUUAGGAUAUGUGUUUGAGGCAGCUAGGAAGCAAUGCCUCUUUCUUCAUCAUAGUGCUAGAGAGGCAGCUGGCAAUGGCAAAUGGAAAUUGAAGUGUGCUUUUGAAACUCAUUUCAGAAUUGCGAAGGACACAAUGUAUGGCAGGACUUUUCUGGGAGGAAAAUAAAAGGUAUGAAGUUGAGAAGGAUGCUAAGUAGGUUGAGAAGGACUUUGCUGGGAGGAAAAAGGGAACUUUAAAAACUGGCUGCAUCUUACCUUUUAUUCCUCUCGCUCUUUUUUUCAACUGACAGAAAAAUCUGUAUUUCCAUAGGUUUACAAUCUCGUCUGGUAAUUAAGCAAUUUGUUUAUGGGGAAAAAUGAAAAAAGUAAACUGUCAAUUGUGGAAUGUAAACUGAUUAAACAAUUAAAUAAAAGGAAGUCAUGUUGUGUGUUUUAAAGACAA